Glycine soja is the source of this 3849-nucleotide messenger RNA. RefSeq names its product phosphatidate phosphatase PAH2-like. The transcript has 12 exons. The record is from RefSeq and is a predicted model, not a curated record. Lineage: Eukaryota; Viridiplantae; Streptophyta; Magnoliopsida; Fabales; Fabaceae. Gene Ontology annotation, molecular function: phosphatidate phosphatase activity. The coding region runs from base 562 to 3153 and encodes 863 amino acids.
UUCUUAGCAAAGGAUAUAAUUAUUUGUCGAUUCAAUUGGGUAAAAUUUGUUGAUGAAAAUAGCAAGAAAAUGAAUAUAGCUUUACAUCCUUUCUAGUUAUAAGCUAUGUUAUGUAUAAUAGUGUUAUCUUAGGAAUUGAGGAUGAGUGUUAGUUAUGUGAUGUGAUUUGAUUUGUGUGUGAAAAUGGUGAAAAUGAAGAAGCGUGAAGCAAGCAGCAGGAUCGAACGGUGCGAAAAGAACCAAUGAAUCUGAAAAGCGGGCCCCACAUCCCGCCGCGACAGGCACUUCCUUCCCCGAUCACUUCUUCGUCUUACACUGCCGGAUCGCCUCCUUCAAUAUCUAUUCUCAAAUUUAAUCACUUCCUUUUUUCUUUGUGCUCGGAAUCGAAACAAAAUAUCCUUUUUCCUUGACGGUUAUUCAUAAUUCCGCGAUCCACAUCUUCCCCAUACUCCACCCCUGAUUUUAUAAUUACCAUCACGUCCUACAAUUCUUUCUGAAUUCGUAAGGACUUUAAUUAUUCAUCCAUGUUUUUUCUUAGAUACAUUGAAUUUAUGAGGGAGGAUGCAAGCGGUGGGUAGAAUAAUUAGUCAGGGUGUGUACACGUUUUCGGGGCCGUUUCAUCCGUUCGGUGGCGCCGUUGAUAUUGUGGUGGUGGAACAGCAAGAUGGAACUUUCAAGUCCUCUCCUUGGUACGUUCGAUUUGGCAAAUUCCAAGGGGUUUUGAAGGCAAGGGAAAAGGUUGUUGAUAUCUGUGUCAAUGGGGUGCAAGCUGGUUUCCAAAUGCAUCUUGAUCAUAAAGGGGAAGCCUUUUUUCUCAGGGAAAUCGAUGCACAAGAAGAAGAAGCCAUUUUGAUGUUUCCUUCUUCUUCUGGCGAUGAUGCAGAUGAUCAGACUCGCUCUCACUCUCUCAGGUCCGAGAGUUUGAAUUAUGAUGCUGCUGCUGAGGUUGUGGGAAGGACUACUAGCUCUCGCCGCUCCCGGAUACUUGGCCUUGUGUUUGGGAGAAGGUCUUUGAAGAGGGAAGAUGGUGCGGGUGUUGGUGAUGGUGAUGGUGUUGGUGAUGGAAUUGGGAACAGGGUUGGUUCCUUGGAGCGCGCCGAGAUUGCGGCUAACUUGUUAGACAUCAAUUGGUCCACCAAUCCCUCCGCUGAACAAGGGCAAGAUGUUAUUGCUAACCCGUCUGGGGAUGGAGAGGUGGUUGUGGAGAAUGGCGAAUUGAAUGAGGAAGCUUGUUUUGGUGGCGAGUGUGACUUGAAUUGGAAGGAAAUUGUGUAUGACAUUGCAGAGUCUGAUGUGCAAGUUGCAUGUGUGGAGGUGGAGGUUGAAGCAUGCGUAGAAAAGGAAUUGAAUGGAGAAGAGGUUUCUAUUGAUGCGCCGGGUGAAAAUAGUAAUGAAUCAUCAUCAGAGACUUCCAAGUUGGGAGUGGAUUGUUCUAGUGAACAAGCUCAUGAGGUGAUGUACCUUGCUGGCCCAGAAUGUGAAGAAGUCCAUGUCCAUGUCCACGAUGAAGUCUUGCAUGGUGCAACUGUACUGCUAGCUGAGGAUACAGAAGCUGAGGAAGUUAUUGAGAAUGCUGAUCUUGAGUCUCAUUCUCGGAUUCAACAAACAGAUAGUUCAGAUUCUGAUGAUAUUAGGUACAAUGAGGUGGUUGUUGAAGAGCAACCAACAUCUCCAAAAUCUCAAACUGUCAAAAUGGGCCUAGGACAUUAUUCAAAUGAGAAAGUUGAGCCAAAUUGUAUUAUCAAACCUUCCAGUUACAGCAUCUUGGCUGACCAAGCCUUAGAUGACAAUAAUAUGAAGGACAAAGAUGUCUCUAGCACACUAUCAUCUCCUCUGGAUUCUGUUGAUGAUUCUUUACCUAGAAAAGCAUCAAGGAGAUCAUCAUCACCAAGUUCAGAGGACGAAAAUUUCCUUUUUAGUGGCCAUGACAAAAGUGUUAUCAAUGAUCGAUUCGAGAGAUCAUUCUCCCCUGAACAUGUAGAUAAAGAAGAUCAUGUUUCUUAUGGGAAUGACAGUGAAAAGUUAACAGCAAUAUCCAAUCCCAUAGACAUUCCUAUGAACAAAGCUGCUGGGGAGGAAGUUGUGCAGUUUUCGGGAUCCUUGCCAAAUAUUUCUUCUGGUAGUGACAUCAUGGUCGAACACAAUGUUCGAUAUCCUUUAUGUCAAUCACUGGACUCAAAAUCCACAUCCUUGCCAUGGGCAUUUCCUGGAAAAGAUGACUUGGAAUGUCUAAAAUCAGACGAAGACAAAGGAAACCAGUUAUCACAUGAAGGGCAAGGUGCCAAGGAUUACAAUGAUUCUGGGGAACUCAAAGGAGAUCCAUCAACACGCAACCCUUCCGCUGGUGGAAGUUGGAGAAUUUGGCCUUUCUCCUUGAGGAGAGAAGGAUCUAGAAAGUCUAUGUUGCCCCCUUCUCCAAGUGAUUCCAAAAACACUACUUUUGUUAAUUCUCCAGAGAAUACGAUUAGUACUGAUAUGAACAAAAAUGAGCUCAAACCCAAUUUAAUGAAAAAGAAGGUUAAGGAAAUGACUCCAACCUCUGAACAGCUAGCCUCGUUGAAUCUGAAGGAUGGGAUGAAUACUGUAACCUUCACUUUCUCUACAGCUGUGCUGGGGAAGCAGCAGGUUGAUUGUCGAAUAUAUUUAUGGAAAUGGAACGCUCGUAUAGUGAUCUCAGAUGUGGAUGGUACAAUUACAAGGUCAGAUGUUCUUGGUCAGUUCAUGCCUUUGGUUGGUAUUGACUGGUCACAGACAGGUGUUGCACAUUUAUUCUCCGCUAUCAAGGAAAAUGGUUAUCAACUGCUUUUUCUCAGUGCUCGUUCAAUUUCUCAGGCCUAUAUUACACGGCAAUUCUUACUAAACCUUAAACAGGAUGGAAAAGUUUUACCAGAUGGUCCUGUUGUUAUUUCCCCUGAUGGACUUUUUCCCUCUCUAUAUCGAGAAGUUAUUAGGAGGGUUCCUCAUGAAUUCAAAAUAGCAUGCUUAGAGGACAUCAAGGCACUUUUUCCUUCUGAUAGCAGUCCAUUCUAUGCUGGUUUUGGUAAUAGGGAUACGGAUGAAAUCAGCUACCUUAAGGUUGGAAUUCCCCUAGGAAAAAUUUUCAUUAUUAAUCCCAGGUUCGCAGGGAGAGGUGGUUAUAAACCGCCGUGUUGACGCAAAAUCAUAUACUUCUCUGCAUGCUCUUGUGAAUGGAAUGUUCCCCCCUACGAGCUCUUCUGAGCAGGAGGACUUUAAUUCAUGGAAUUUCUGGAAACUACCCCCUCCUGCCAUAGAUAUUUGAAAGGGUCCCAUGGAUUUUUAGGCUCAAUUAUGCAGCCUAGAUAUGAAUGGGCGCAGGCGGUGCUGCUCCAAAAAUUAUAUGGGUUAUGUAUCUGAGCCCAAUGAGAACCACCUGAUUCUGUUGAUGACUUGUACUGUGGAUUGAUUAAUCGGAACGCAUAACAUAAUUUGGUGGAUGGAAUUCGUAUGAAAGAGCAAGAUGGAACUUCUUUCCUGUUUGAUGCUGCGAGAUCAGAUCCAUUUUUGUCCUUGGUUAGUUAUAAUGUUAACCGGUGACCACUAAAGUCAUGGAAUCACACACACAUUUGAUAUCAUUUCUUGAUUAUAGAUAGAUUCGUGCACAGUUAAGUCCUUUUCAUUUGACUGCUAACUUGUAUAUGUAUGUAAUUGUGUACUUGAGUGAUGCCUCUUCAGUUUUAUUAUUCUACCAUAUAGAAAAGUUUAUGCUUGUUUUCAUUCGUCAUUUGUUCUUAUUGUAGAACAAUUGUAAAUGGACACUCCAACCUUUGACACCUCUUAUUUCUCUUUCUUUCUCUUGUUACAUUAUAUCACUUAUCACGUUAACUUCUA